AUGCACGUUAGAAGCUACCUGUCUGCCGUCCUGUACGGCCUGCCAGCACUGACCCAAGUUGCUGCUGCCAAGUCCACAGGGGACCCUUUCCAACUCUACACCAUCAGCGCAGAGAACAUCACAGCCAAGCUCAUCCCCUACGGAGCACGCUUGACUUCUCUCCUCGUCCCUGACCGCGACGGCAACUUCCAGGAUGUCGUCGUAGGCUACGACGACCCCAAGCAGUAUCUUAAGGACUCCGAGACCAACCACACCUUCUUCGGUGCCGUCGUCGGCCGAUACGCCAACCGCAUUAAGAACGGCACGUUCUCGAUCGGUUCAGAUGUGUACCAUAUCCCCGAGAACGAAAAUGACGGUGAAGACACGCUCCACGGAGGUACCGUUGGCUACGACCAGCGCAACUGGACCGUAACCGCGUACAGCAAUUCCUCCAUCACAUUCACCCUGGUUGACCGUGCCUUCGAAGACUUCCCCGGAGACGUCAUCACCCAUGCCACAUUCAGCGUGCAAACCAAAGUCACCCCCGAGAACCCCCAAGGUCUCCCUCAAUUGACCACCAAACUCGUCUCUCUUGCCCUGACCGAGACAACCCCAAUCAUGCUGGCCAACCACAUCUACUGGAACCUGAACGCCUUCAAGGAUGAGACCGUCCUCGAAGACACCUGGCUCCAGCUGCCACUCUCCAAGCGCCUCAUCGGCACAGACGGCAUCCUAAUCCCCAACGGCACCAUCCUCGACGUCGACGUCUACGACAGCGCCCCGGACUUCGUCUCCGGCAAACUCGUCGGCCAAGACAUCGCGAAAGCCGACGGACUCUGCGGCGAUGACUGCACCGGCUAUGACAACUGCUUCAUCGUAGAUCGUCCUCCUCAAUACGCAGCUCGUAACUCCAUCGUCCCGAUCGUCCACAUGAACUCCAGCACCACCGGAAUCAGCCUCGACGUCGCUACCAACCAGCAAGCUCUCCAGAUCUACUCUUGCAACGGCCAGAACGGCACCAUCCCCGUCAAGCAAUCGCAAGUCCAGCGCAACAAGGCCGAGGGUGUCGAUGGCGCUGAAUACGUCAACCAGCAUGGUUGCAUUGUCAUUGAGACUGAGGGCUGGAUUGACGGUAUUAACAACCCUCAGUGGGGUCAAUUGUCGGACCAGAUCUAUUCUCCUGAGACAGGGCCCGCUGUUAACUGGGCUACUUACCAGUUUGGUACUGUGUAA
Aspergillus luchuensis is the source of this 1212-nucleotide messenger RNA. RefSeq names its product aldose epimerase family protein. Gene Ontology annotation, biological process: glucose metabolic process; beta-D-galactose catabolic process via UDP-galactose, Leloir pathway. NCBI's taxonomy places the organism in Eukaryota, Fungi, Ascomycota, Eurotiomycetes, Eurotiales, Aspergillaceae. Gene Ontology annotation, molecular function: carbohydrate binding; aldose 1-epimerase activity. The transcript has a single exon. The coding region runs from base 1 to 1212 and encodes 403 amino acids. The record is from RefSeq and is a predicted model, not a curated record.